Molecule: messenger RNA, 1440 nt
Organism: Gracilinanus agilis (Agile Gracile Mouse Opossum)
Lineage: Eukaryota; Metazoa; Chordata; Mammalia; Didelphimorphia; Didelphidae
Gene: TIGD3
Product: tigger transposable element derived 3
Exons: 1
Coding region: 1-1440 (479 amino acids)
Cellular component (GO): nucleus
Molecular function (GO): DNA binding
Source: RefSeq, a predicted model, not a curated record
AUGGAACUCGGUGGCAAGAAGAAGCUUCAUGCCCUGUCCCUGGCAGAGAAGAUCCAGGUGCUCGAGCUCCUGGAUGAGUCCAAGAUGUCCCAGUCGGAGGUGGCCCGGCGCUUUCAGGUCUCUCAGCCUCAGAUCUCCCGAAUCUGCAAGAAUAAGGAAAAACUUUUGGCAGACUGGUGUAGCGGCACAGCCAACCGGGAACGCAAGCGCAAGCGUGAGUCCAAGUAUAGCAGCAUCGACGAGGCACUGCUGUGCUGGUAUCACAUUGCACGGGCCAAGGCCUGGGAUGUCACGGGCCCCAUGUUGCUACACAAAGCCAAGGAGCUGGCAGACCUCCUGGGUCAGGCCUUCGUGCCCAGCAUUGGCUGGCUGGUGCGCUGGAAGCGCCGCAACAAUGUAGGUUUAGGGGCCCGCCACAUCCUCCCUCCUCCUCCUCCUCCUCCUCCUCUUCCUCGGACUUCCCCAGAGCCUGCUCCCUUGGGCACUGACCCCCACACUCCCAUUGCUCUGAAAGACUUUUCCCCAGAGGAUAUUUUUGGCUGCACCACAGUACCCUUGUUGUAUCGGGCAGUCCCAGGUGGGGUGGCAUCAGGAGAUCGGUUACAGGUGUUAUUGUGUGCCAACAGUGGAGGGACGGAGAAGCGUCGGCUGGUGGUGACAGGGGGCCGUCAGCCUUCUCCAAGGUGCUUUUUUGGGGUCAGCAGUGAGGCUCUGCCUGUCCUCUACUGCCCAGGCCCACAGAUCCCAUGGGCAGACUGGCUAGCCCAGUUGGAUGAGGACAUGGGACAGCAAGGUCGCCAUGUGGCCUUGCUGCUGACUGCCCACCCAACCAGGGGGACUGAGGACCUGCCCGAGCUUCAGCAUGUGAGGCUGUUGCCUCUGCCCACUGAUGGUACCAUACCCUGCUUACCCGCUCCGAUAGUGCGGGACUUCAAGACCCGCUACCGGCACCGCCUCCUGAGUAAGCUGGCGGCUCUCCAAGGGGAGACAGGUGGCACAUCCCUGGGUGCUGCUGGGGCAGGCAUCACAGUGCUCGAUGCCCUGCAUAUGAUGGCAGCCGCUUGGAACAAAGUACCUGCCAACUUCAUCAGGAGCAGCUUCGCUGUUGCUGGCCUGUGGCCCAGCAGAACUCCACCAUCUGCAAAAGAAGUGCCCAAGAUGCCCCCACUACCUGGUGGGCUGAGACCCGAAGAAUUUUCCCACUUUGUGGACUUAGAGGGUGAGGAGAUGGAUGUGGGAGGAUGCAAGGAAGAAGCGAUCAGUGAAGGUGAGGAGGGGAAUGACGGGGACGAUGGCUUCGAGCCUUUGCCUACCAAAGCAGAUGCCUUGCGUGCACUGAGCACCUUGCGGCGAUGGUUUGAGUGUAACGGGGCUUCCCCUGAACUUUUUGGGAAGUUUUAUGACUGUGAAGAAGAGGUAGAACGCCUGUGCUACCAGUGA